GCAAAUUGUGUUAAAAAUUUAGAGCACCUCUUGGCAGCUUGUACCGUACAUCUCUGGUAUCGAAUUUAACACAAUUCGUUUUACAGAAGAUAUGUUGUACAAUCAUUUCCAUUAUGCAAUAUUUUAAACACUUUAUACUGUUUAUAUCAAAUUGUAUCUGUUUGUUUUCAUCCAUUAAUCUAGUUUCCUUUCUCACGCUAAUUGUCUAAAUUCAUUUAAAUGCAUAAAGUUGAAAAGAAAGAAACAAAUGAAUAGAGAUAGCCGUGUCCGUACAGUUGCUAUGACACGAAGGGGGACAUUAAAUACAAUAUCAUUAAUAGAUUUACAAAUUUAAGUACAGAUUUUCCCAUGUUUGUGCUCUGCGUGGAGCAGUGUAAUGCCUCUGCCUACGUCAAACCUGUAUACAGUUUGUGUCACACAUGUAAUUUGUUUUUACAGACAAAAUAUAUGUCGCUGGUGGAUAUGAUAAAUAUGACAAUUAUUUGAUGACGGUGGAGGUGUAUGACCCAGUCACCAACCGAUGGACGUUCGUUGCACCAAUGCUUUGUGGACGUCGAAAUCAUUGUUGUGUCGCCUUCCACGGCAGUCUGUACGUCCUAGGAGGAGACAAUAGUACAUACAACAAGCUCAUAACCGAAAAGUAUGACCCUGCAGAAGACACGUGGACCGAGAUCCCUCACAUCAACUACCAUUCAACAUGCUUAAAAGCAGAAGUGAUCGACAAGCUUAUUGUCAUUUGUGAUUAUUUUGACGGUAUCAAAAUUUACAAUGAAGAGGAAAAUACAUGGUACCAGGCGACAGAAAGUAAUGUUUAUAGAUUCGGGAUGUCGAUUUGUGUCGUCAACAACCUACCGAAUGCAAAAGAUUACGUCUACAAACACAGGGACAAAUUGGUGAAGGGGAAACGUAAGAAAAUUGUUGGCUUAGGAAACCCAGUGGCAGCAAGCAUUUUAUUACAACGUCAAUUUUAAUUAAGUUCUUCAAGAAAAUAAUGAAGAAAACGGGGAUUUGAUGUAAUAACCAAGAAGAGAAAUAAACAGAAAUAUCUUUUGCGGCAAAGACGGAAAUAUUAAU
This is a messenger RNA of Zootermopsis nevadensis, 1074 nucleotides long. NCBI's taxonomy places the organism in Eukaryota, Metazoa, Arthropoda, Insecta, Blattodea, Termopsidae. The record is from RefSeq and is a predicted model, not a curated record.